Molecule: messenger RNA, 525 nt
Organism: Dentiscutata heterogama
Lineage: Eukaryota; Fungi; Glomeromycota; Glomeromycetes; Diversisporales; Gigasporaceae
Source: the annotation of a GenBank genome assembly
AUGCAUCAACCUUACAGUCUCCUUUCAACUUUUUUGAUUCUCUUGGUGCUAAUUCCAUCUCUCUUUGCUUAUUCAAUUCCAAAUUCAAAAUACAAUAAACGAAAUAAUCGUCGUGACUUAAACAAUAAUGCUCGAGAUAACGAUUUUAGGAGUAUUUCUAAAAAGAAAAGAUAUGCUGGUCCAAACAUGAACAAUCUUCAUCGUGCACGAUUAUCUAGACGGUUUAUAUCACCAAUUGUAGAUACUGCAAUGUUAGGUCCUGGUUGUGGGCCAUGUGACAGUUGUGGAGGUUUUGUCGAUGUUUGUGACGAUGCACCUCUCUUAAUACCCGGUUGCGGUGGAUGUGGCGACUGUGGUGGAUGUGGUGGAUGUGAUCUUCCACAUGUUAUAUCUCAUAAUCAAGCAGGUUCAAAUGAUUUUGAAGGUGCAUAUGAAAGUGGUCAUGAAUUACAAUGUUGUGAUGAAUCUUGCGGUCAAACGUGUUGUGAAGGUUGUAAUGAGUGUGAUUUUAAUAUGAUCCUUUAA